Messenger RNA from Fusarium oxysporum Fo47, 900 nucleotides. Its product is annotated as chaperonin 10-like protein. The transcript has 5 exons. The record is from RefSeq and is a predicted model, not a curated record. Bases 1 to 900 code for a protein of 299 amino acids. Gene Ontology annotation, molecular function: oxidoreductase activity, acting on NAD(P)H. NCBI's taxonomy places the organism in Eukaryota, Fungi, Ascomycota, Sordariomycetes, Hypocreales, Nectriaceae.
AUGUCUCAAAAAACUCUUUUAUUGGAUGAGGUGGGCAAGCCAUUGAUCGUGGGGGACCGUCUAAUCCCGCAGCCUGGCAAGAACCAGUUACUGGUCAAGGUCCUUGUCGCUGGCCUAAAUCCUCAUGACCAAAGAACCCGCGACGCUGGCCUCUAUGUCACGAGCAUGCCAUACGUCCUUGCUAACGACCUGGUCGGAGAAGUCGUGACUGCGGGAACCGGAGAAUAUUCUGCCAAGUUCACCCUUGGAGAGCGUGUUUUUGGUCACACCUUUGCCGAGGGGGGCUUCCACAAUGACUUCAACGGAGCAGUGGCCAGCAGCGGGCUGAGCGAUGAUGAGGCAUCUACAAUACCCGUCAUAGUGUUGGCUGGCUUUAUUGCCCUUUUCGCGAGCUCUGGUCAUGGCUUGCCCCCACCUUUCUCACCCGAAGCAAAGUCUUUCGACUUUGCCAGCGUCACCCUUCUUGUCAUUGGAGGCGGCUCCAACACCGGACGAGCCGUAGUUGAGCUCGCCAAGUUGGAUGGAAUAGGCCGAAUCAUCGCAAUUCGUGCCAUCACGGGGGAUGAGUUAAUAUAUGUGGUUGACACGGUCAAUGCGGGCGUGGAACAAGAGCUUGGUGUCGCGGCGCUAUCAAACACGAAGAAGGGCACCUUGAUCACUCUUCGUCGACCCGACGGAGACUUUGACACUGCUCGUAUAGGUUCCAAGUCCGCGGGGUAUGAACGGCGCCUUGUGCUUGGCGUAUCUCCGGUGCACCCAGACGUGACAAUGGGGUUCUGGGAAGAGGUUCCUCGAUGUUUUGAGGUUAUCAAGGGUUUAAACGCGGAUGCUGUCAAUAAGGCGUUGGACCAAUAUCGAGAUGGAAAGGGGGCGAAGAUGAAUAUCCACCCUUGGGAAUGA